Messenger RNA from Myxocyprinus asiaticus (Chinese sucker), 1035 nucleotides. RefSeq names its product E3 SUMO-protein ligase ZBED1-like. Gene Ontology annotation, molecular function: protein dimerization activity. NCBI's taxonomy places the organism in Eukaryota, Metazoa, Chordata, Actinopteri, Cypriniformes, Catostomidae. Bases 373 to 801 code for a protein of 142 amino acids. The transcript has 2 exons. The record is from RefSeq and is a predicted model, not a curated record.
AUCGCUUUUUCUCACUCUCAGACACACUGCAUGCUGCUCAGCAAGCCUGUUGUGUAGAUUAGGAUUUAGGAACAUUUUUCUAACUUAAUCUAAUAUAACGCUUGCAGAUUUGUUGAACAGCAUACUGCAGUGGCAGCUACACUCAUGGGUGACAGAAGGGGUCAUACAUCUCUACUCUUGAGGACACAUGUAAGGUACUGAAGCCACUCAGAACCUUUACUGAUUCCCUGGCUGCAGAGACCUGUAUCACAAUCUCCUCCCAGAGGCCUGUACUUCAGCAUCUGACUGAAUCCAUCUUGGCAGAAGAGGAUGAUGACAGCAGCCUGGUGAGGAGCAUGAAAUGUGCCAUCUGCAAGGACUUACAAGAGCGGUAUGAAGAUUCGGAUAUGGCUACAGAAGUCUUCUGCCAGAGUUGAAUUUGAAGACGAGGGGACCAGUGUCUCUAGCCCUGAGGCAUCAAUGGGCUUGCCUGGUAUUCUCAAAAUGAUAACAAUGAGAAAACAGCAGGAGAAGGAACAAUCAGCAGACAUGAUGAAACAAACAGCAGUCCUAGAAGUUUCUACAUACACAUCCAUGCCCACCAUUCCUGUAGGUAAAGACCCACUGCAAUGGUGGAAAGCUAAUGAGGAGGAGUUUCCAAUGUUGGCAAAACUGGCACGGAAGGUCCUUUGUAUUCCUGCCAACAGUGUUGCAUCAGAAAGACUUUUCAGUUCUUCGGGGAACAUUCAGACAGUGUUCCGCUUCAGCUUGAAAUCUAAUAAACUAAACAUGCUCGUCUUCCUUCAUAUAAAUUUGUCAUAGACAGAGAAUGUGAAAAAUGGAAAGAGGAAAAAAUUAUGUAAGGACUUGGUCAGUGGACAUUAAAUCACAGUAUCAGAGUGGUUAGUUGUCAUCCUGUGGUCUCACAUACAAACUCUCUGUCCCCUGCUCCCUGCAAAUGAUUUUGUUUCAGUUGACAUUGUAUUGAUGGCAGAUGUUAGGCCUUGUGGAUCUUUUGUUUAUCAGUUCAUCUGGUUGCCAUUAAGUGUAACUGUU